Impatiens glandulifera is the source of this 1858-nucleotide messenger RNA. RefSeq names its product pyruvate kinase, cytosolic isozyme. Gene Ontology annotation, biological process: glycolytic process. Bases 109 to 1629 code for a protein of 506 amino acids. Gene Ontology annotation, cellular component: cytoplasm. Lineage: Eukaryota; Viridiplantae; Streptophyta; Magnoliopsida; Ericales; Balsaminaceae. The transcript is spliced from 3 exons. The record is from RefSeq and is a predicted model, not a curated record. Gene Ontology annotation, molecular function: potassium ion binding; magnesium ion binding; pyruvate kinase activity.
CCUCUCUCUCUCUCUCACACACACAUACACACACUUGUUAUCUAUUGAUUUGUUUCUUGCCUCAGAAUUCACCGAUCAAUUGGAGUUGAAUUUGAAGAAGAAGAAGAAAUGGAUAUGAUAAGGAAAGGAGAUGAAGGUUUGAAUGAACAAAGGCCAAAGACGAAGAUCGUUUGCACCCUUGGUCCUGCAUCCAGAUCUAUACCUAUGGUCGAGAAACUUCUCAGAGCCGGCAUGAACGUCGCCCGUUUCAAUUUCUCCCAUGGCUCCCACGAAUACCAUCAAGAAACCCUAGAUAACCUCCGCGCUGCCAUGGACACCACCGGUAUCCUCUGUGCCGUUAUGCUCGACACCAAGGGACCAGAGAUAAGAACUGGAUUUCUGAAAGAUGGAAAGGCGGUUCAAUUGAACCAAGGAGAAGAGAUUACAAUCUCAACAGAUUAUAGUAUUAAAGGAGAUAAGAAUAUGAUUUGUAUGAGUUACAAGAAGUUGGCUGAGGAUGUGAAACCAGGGAGUGUCAUACUUUGUGCAGAUGGGACUAUAACAUUUACAGUUCUGUCUUGUGAUAAAACUAAGGGUUUGGUAAGAUGUAGAUGUGAAAAUGCAGCUAUGCUUGGUGAAAGGAAAAAUGUUAAUCUUCCUGGUGUUGUUGUUGAUCUUCCAACUUUGACUGAGAAGGAUAAGGUUGAUAUUAUGGAAUGGGGAGUUCCUAAUAAGAUUGAUAUGAUUGCCUUGUCUUUUGUUCGUAAAGGUUCAGAUUUGGUUGAGGUUAGGAAGGUCUUGGGACAUCAUGCUAAGAGUAUACUUCUCAUGUCAAAGGUUGAAAACCAAGAAGGUGUUGCAAAUUUUGACGAAAUCCUCGCGAACACGGACGCGUUCAUGGUAGCAAGAGGAGACCUAGGAAUGGAGAUUCCAAUUGAGAAAAUAUUCUUAGCCCAAAAAGUAAUGAUUUACAAAUGCAACAUCCAAGGCAAACCCGUUGUGACCGCAACCCAAAUGCUAGAAUCGAUGAUCAAAUCCCCGAGGCCGACCCGGGCAGAGGCCACGGACGUAGCCAACGCCGUCCUAGACGGAACCGACUGCGUAAUGCUGAGCGGAGAAACCGCUGCAGGCUCCUACCCGGAGCUCGCAGUCCGAACCAUGGCCAAGAUUUGCGUCGAGGCCGAGAGCACGAUCAAUUACGGAGACGUUUUCAAGCGGAUAAUGAUAAACGCCCCGGUUCCAAUGAGCCCAUUGGAGAGCUUAGCCUCGUCGGCAGUUCGAACCGCGUAUUCCACCAGGGCGGCUCUGAUAUUAGUCUUGACGAGAGGUGGGAGCACUGCAAAGCUCGUGGCAAAGUAUAGGCCGGGGACUCCGAUAUUGUCGGUGGUGGUGCCGGAGAUUAAGACGGACUCGUUUGAUUGGUCUUGUAGCGAUGAGAGUCCGGCUAGGCAUAGUUUGAUAUUUAGGGGUUUGGUUCCGGUUUUGUGUGCGGGAUCGGCUAGGGCUUCUCAUGCAGAAUCUACUGAAGAAGCACUUGAGUUUGGGCUUCAACAUGCCAAAGGGAAAGGGCUUUGUAAUGUGGGUGAUGCUGUUGUGGCUCUUCAUAGAGUUGGGACUGCUUCAGUUAUCAAAAUCCUAACCGUUAAGUAAAAGGAUCUGACGAUGAGGAUAGGGGUAAGUCUUAAUAAUAAUAAUUACCCCUUUUCUACACGAUUUCGUUUCAUAAUAUAUAUAUAUGCAGCUGAUGAUGAUGCGGCUUGUGCAUUUUUUUGGCUCUUUUUAUUUGUGAAUGAUUGUAAUAAAAAAUCAACCUUUGUUGUUGAUUUUGAUUGUUAUUAUUAUUAUGAUUAGGAUUGAUAUCUUAUUAUCAAUUUUAAAA